Hevea brasiliensis (rubber tree) is the source of this 3704-nucleotide messenger RNA. Its product is annotated as potassium transporter 2. Gene Ontology annotation, cellular component: plasma membrane. Gene Ontology annotation, biological process: potassium ion transmembrane transport. Gene Ontology annotation, molecular function: potassium ion transmembrane transporter activity. NCBI's taxonomy places the organism in Eukaryota, Viridiplantae, Streptophyta, Magnoliopsida, Malpighiales, Euphorbiaceae. The coding region runs from base 1164 to 3527 and encodes 787 amino acids. The transcript is spliced from 12 exons. The record is from RefSeq and is a predicted model, not a curated record.
ACAUGGAUGAAUACAUGCAAUAACUGGUUUUUUUAUAGCAAAAUUUUUGAAAAUAGAAAACAUUCCCCUGUUUUUGCAAUCAUUUUGGGAAUUUAUAUUUGUUCAACUUGGACAAAAGAAAUGAACUUUCAUACAACUUUAUCACCGUUUUCCAUGAAAUCCAUCGUCAUUCUUCACGGAACAGAAUCAAAAUCCCCUUUGCUUACCCAUGUUCUCUUCCUUUCAUACAACUUUAUCUGAGCAACAUUCGCCAUUGUCGGUUGGUGCACAGCUUUAACAGCUUUUUGUGCAUUCAUUUAGCUCUUCAAAUCCAUCCAAAAUCUUCACUCCUCGCUGUCUUAAGCUCACUCGCCAUCUUUUCUUUAUGUACAAAUCUGCCUCACAUGCCUUAAAUUUUGGUUAAUAAUCAGUUAUAUAAAGAGUGAUUCGAGUUCACUGUAUUGUUAAUAUGAUGAGAAGAUUGGAAAGAUUUGAACUUUAACUCCGUUGAUUGCUGCUUUAGUGACUGCUUGCAGAUCCAGUAAGACUAUAGUACCGUUGUGUCCAAGAACUUCAGAAUGGAAUGGAAAAUCAGGAAAAAGAAUGAAAAGAGUGUCUUUUGGCAGGUGAGAAUCUUGAAAUUCAGCAGUUGAUGGAUAAAUUGAGAGUGAUAAAGGGACUCCGUCCAAUUGGGUGUGCAUUAGAGAUAGAAAGAGAGGGAGGGUGGGGUCUGUUCGAUAGUCCUCAAAGUUGGCUUUAUUGUAGUGGGGUGUUGUGAUGGUUUGGAGAAUGUAACUGUCGUUAUAUCACGUGACUAUGCCCUUCUGUUUCCAUCACAUAGGAUUCUUCAAUUUUGUUUUAUUUCCCUGUGGAAAGAUGUAGUGGUAGUAACUAUCUUGCAUAGGCUGCCAUGCCCAUGGCUAUAUAUGCACUGUUAACUUCAAAGCUCCUGUUGUUCUAUACCCUUUUUGUCUUUUAUGGGCGGGUUGUUGUUCCACAUUUCGUGUUGGAUUGGGCUUCUUGAUUGAUUCAAGAGCAAGAAACAGUGAGAUAUCAACCAGAAAAGGAAAAGAAAGAAAAAGAUGUGCAUUUUCUAAAAGUUUGGUGGGAUGUGCUGGAGAUCAACAAGUAUAUUGUUUCAGGAACUUCAAGAAAUAUAUUGUGAAGAUUGAGGCAUAGGAACCAUGGAUCUUGGGCAUGGUAAAUGUUGGGAUACCUCAAAGAAGGAUUCUUUGAAGACACUGUUGGUUUUGGCUUAUCAGAGCCUUGGUGUGGUAUAUGGGGACCUCAGCACUUCCCCUCUCUACGUUUACAAGAGCACAUUUGCAGAAGAUAUCCAGCAUUCAGAGUCCAAUGAAGAGAUUUUUGGUGUUCUGUCAUUUGUAUUCUGGACUCUCACUUUGGUCCCCUUGUUCAAGUAUGUCUUCAUUGUACUUAGAGCUGAUGACAAUGGAGAGGGCGGUACUUUUGCAUUAUAUUCCUUGAUAUGCCGGCAUGCAAAAGUUAGCCUUCUGCCCAAUAGACAGGUUGCAGAUGAAGCACUAUCCACUUACAAAAUGGAGCACCCUCCAGAGAAGAAUAAUAAUUCAAGGGUUAAAAUGUACCUUGAGAAGCACAAGGGAUUGCAUACUGCUUUACUGAUCUUGGUACUUCUUGGUACAUGUAUGGUAAUUGGAGAUGGACUGCUCACUCCUGCAAUUUCUGUUUUUUCUGCAGUGUCUGGCCUUGAGUUAUCCAUGUCCAAGGAGCAUCAUCAGUAUGCUGUGAUUCCAAUCACUUGCUUUAUCUUGGUUUGUCUUUUUGCACUACAACACUAUGGGACACAUCGAGUGGGAUUUUUCUUUGCACCAGUAGUACUGACAUGGCUAGUAUGCAUCAGUGCCCUUGGUUUAUAUAACAUAAUCCACUGGAAUCCACAUGUCUAUCAAGCUCUUUCCCCAUAUUACAUGUUUAAGUUCUUGAAGAAAACAAGGAAAGACGGGUGGAUGUCUUUGGGUGGAAUAUUGUUGUGCAUAACAGGUUCAGAGGCAAUGUUUGCUGAUCUUGGUCAUUUCUCUUAUGCUGCAAUUCAGAUUGCUUUCACAUUUAUGGUUUAUCCAGCACUUAUAUUGGCAUAUAUGGGGCAAGCUGCAUAUCUUUCGCAACAUCAUGAUGACAAUAGUCAUAUUGGUUUUUAUAUCUCAGUUCCAGAAAAAUUGAGGUUACCAGUGCUAAUAAUAGCCAUUCUUGCUUCUGUGGUCGGAAGCCAAGCAAUUAUCAGUGGAACAUUCUCUAUCAUAAACCAGAGCCAGUCUCUUGGCUGCUUCCCAAAGGUGAAAGUUGUUCAUACGUCUGAUGAGAUACACGGCCAGAUAUAUAUCCCUGAGAUAAAUUGGAUUCUCAUGGUCCUCUGCAUUGCUGUGACUAUUGGAUUUAGAGACACAAAACACAUGGGAAAUGCAUCAGGAUUAGCAGUGAUGACGGUAAUGCUAGUGACCACAUGCCUUACUUCCCUGGUUAUCAUCCUCUGUUGGAACAAGCUCCCCAUCAUAGCGCUUUCCUUCCUACUUUUCUUUGGCUCUGUUGAACUGCUCUACUUCUCAGCUUCACUCACCAAGUUCACUGAGGGUGCCUGGCUUCCCAUCCUCUUAGCCCUCUUCCUCAUGACCAUUAUGUUUGUUUGGCAUUAUGCCACCAUUAAAAAAUAUGAAUUUGAUCUCCAUAACAAGGUAUCACUAGACUGGCUUUUAGCCUUAGGUCCAAGCUUAGGAAUUGCUAGAGUGCCUGGCAUUGGCAUAGUUUUCACUGAUCUCACCUCUGGCAUCCCUGCAAACUUUUCACGCUUUGUCACUAACCUUCCUGCCUUCCAUCGUAUCCUUGUAUUUGUGUGUGUAAAAUCAGUGCCUGUCCCUUACGUGCCCCCUAAUGAGAGGUAUCUUGUGGGCCGUGUUGGCCCUCCAUCUCAUAGAUCUUACAGAUGCAUUGUUCGUUAUGGAUACCGUGACGUGCAUCAGGAUGUUGAUUCUUUUGAAUCUGAGCUUGUAGCUAGGCUGGCUGAUUUCAUCAACUAUGAUUGGCAUCGAGCACAUGGGACUAACUCGUGUACUGAGGAUGAUGCUUCUCGAUCCAUUGCAUCAUCGAGUGAAUAUAGACUGACAGUAAUUGGAACCAAUUCAUUAUCUGGCUUACCAGCUUAUGAGAUUGAGGAGACUGUCCAGCCAGCAAGUGUAUCUGGUGGAUUUUUGACAUUAGAAAGUAUGGCCGAUGUUAUUGAAAUGGAACCUAUAGUUGAAAGAAGAGUGAGGUUUGCCAUUGAUGAUGAUUCACAAUCUGAUAUGCAUGUGCAGUUAAAAGACGAGCUAGAAGAUCUGUUUGCGGCUCAGCAAGCUGGUACUGCAUUUAUACUAGGGCAUUCGCAUGUUCAAGCGAAACAAGGGUCGUCUCUCCUGAAGAGAUUGGCUAUUAAUUUUGGAUAUAAUUUCCUUGGAAGGAACUGCAGGGGCCCUGAUGUGGCGCUCAAAGUUCCACCAGUGUCUCUUCUAGAGGUUGGCAUGGUUUAUGUUGUGUAAUAAUUUCAUGUAAAGUAAUUUGCUACGCUUAUUCUAUAUAGAGAAAACUGAACAGUAGCUAGAGGAAAUUGAAGUUCAGGCAAGGUCUAUAUAGCAAGUUAAUUUGUUUGUAGAGAGUCGUCUUUUACCAAUCAUAUGCACUUCUUGAAAUUUAAAAAAAUGAAUUUAUUCAAAGAA